This is a messenger RNA of Arabidopsis arenosa, 1545 nucleotides long. Lineage: Eukaryota; Viridiplantae; Streptophyta; Magnoliopsida; Brassicales; Brassicaceae. The record is from the annotation of a GenBank genome assembly.
CACUCUUCCUUUGCUUAUUUUGUGUUCCAAAGCCAAACUUUCUUUGUCUAAUUAAUCGACUCUUUACUUUAGCAAAAUGGUCAUUAAGAUCCCUUGUACGUUCAUUAAACUCAUGCCCCUCAUCUCCUUAAUCCUCUAUAGUCUUAUUAUCGCAACGGUGAAUACUCAUUCGGUUUUAGCCGAAGAAGUUACCAAAGAAGACCCAGAGUUCUACAUUCUUGAUGAAACUCCUACAAUACAUUCGAAUCUAACAAUAUCAUCCAAAACCCGGCUUCUAGUUUCCCACUACAAAAAGAUCAGAAAAGGGAUGAGAUGUCAUGUCGCAGGUUACAACAUUUGCAACGGCGUAAAGGCGGACAAGGGGACGAAUUCGGACAACGGUGUUGCGGAGGCAUCUGCACCUAUGUUGGCUUUAACCCCAAGCAUUGUGGUGAAAAUUGGGCAAGACUCUCUGAAACCAGCACGUUGUUCGAGUCUUCUUCAACUAGCGUAUCCUUACCGAUUCAAUUUCACGGCGAAAAAUUCUUUGGAAAAGGCUGAGAUUGAACGUCGUCGGAAAGGUAAACAAGUUGUUGUGGCUGACGAUGGAGAAAGAACUGAUACAGGGAUCGAAGUGGUUAAUGGUCGUGAAAUAGGAGAAACGAGUAAUGCGGCAGCGAUAAGAGGCAGGACUGGAGAACAAAUUAUUGACAUAGCCUCUUUGACUGGUCAAAAUAGAGAAGAUCAACAAAUGCAGACUGAUGCAGUUUAUAAAGAAGCCCUUUUAAGUGCAAGAAAUAUAGUUGCUUUGGUGGUGAUCUUUCUGGCCACAGUAGGAUGUAAGACAGGGUUAAAUCCACCUGGAGGGCUUAACAAUGAUGGAAAGGCAGUCUUAGGAAAGGAGAUAGCUUUCUUCAUCUUCAUGCUUGCGGUUUACACCAUGGUUCCUGUUUGCAUAAUAACUCUUGGUCUGCUUUGCGGUGUCACACCACGAAGCCAGAAAGUGCAGAGAAACACAUUGAAGAUUUGCCAUACCUUCAUGUGGGUUGGAUUGAUAGCAUUCGCUGUGGCCUUUGUUUCCGGAAGUUGGUUAAUUGUGCCAAGCGAUAUAUGGUGGUUAAAACUGAUUGGUGCGUUAGCCACACUUGCUGGAAUGAUUGUUAUCAUCUCUUUCAUAUGGUCAAAGAAAGCCAGAAAACAACUUAGGCGCUUCUCUUUCUGUGAAUUGGAUGGUUCAUCUGAUGAUGACGAACCAGCAACUCCUAUGGUUACUACCAAAAAAGACAAGUAGCAGUGGGACUUUUUGAUAUGUUGUAGGUGUAUAUAAUGGGACUUUUUUGAUAUGUGUAUAUGAGGGGAGUUCUGAUAUGAGGAGUAUAUGAUAGGAUUUUGAUCUGUUAUAGCCUUAUAGGAGUAGCUGAUUGAUUGAGUACACGAUUGAUGUAUACUUCUGAUAUGUUCAGCUUCUAAUUGAUGAACAAGUUUUUUGACUCUCUUUUUUACCUCUAUAGUUAUUUGGUUUAAUAAAAAGCUAGCUAACAGCUUUAAUAAAGCUGUCUUCGGACA